GCACUCGCCAUGCAGCGAACAACCGCACUGUGCUUUGCCGUCUCAAGAUGCGCAAGGCUUCACACAUCACGUAGGCUCUACUCAGAGCCGAUUGUGAAUAUCGCCAAUGGCACAUUCUACCGCUACCAUCCAGAGUCGCGGCCAGAGCCGGGCAGCCACGACGCGCCGCCCAAUCCCCCGUUGUUUCCAAACUUGAAUCUGGCAUUGCCUUCAUUUUCCACGCCGAAUCAGCAUUGGGCGAUCUUAAGCCCGUCGUCAAACAUCCGCACUGCGUUUCUGCAGCUGCUGCGCGGGCAAUUUCUUUGUUUCCCACCGACGGCGCGGACGUACCCCUACCUCUUGUCUGCAGAAAUAGCAGAGAAGAACCCUAGACUACGGUAUCCUAACCAGGCCAUUGAGUAUGUUGGAUUCGAUGUGGAGCGAAAAGCGUUUGGGGGUGCGUAUCUCUCUGCGCGCUACGAGAGUCUGAAGGAAGAAGGUGACUUCACAUUGAAGCGGUACUUGACUGGCAUUGUCACGUUGAAUCCUGGUGAGGAGGAGCUCAAAGCCAAAGCGGUCGAUGAGGAAGUGACCAGACAAGUUAUGAAGGAUCUUGAGCUGGAGAGGUUCCUGGAAAAGCCUGUGAACAUGCUCAGUAACGGACAGAGUCGCCGAGCGAGGAUUGGGAAAGCACUUUUGACAAGGCCAGAGGUCUUGUGUUUGGAUGCCCCAUUUAUUGGGUUGGAUCCGAUCGUGACUCAGCACAUAUCUCGAGUGCUACAUCGUCUCGCAGAAGCAAACUCCCCAAGGAUUGUCUUAUCACUGCGGCCUCAGGAUGUCAUACCAGAAUGGAUCACCCACAUUGUCUAUGCUGGUGAAGAUGGCAAGGUCGAUUCACUCGGGCCAAAGGAGGAGGUCUUCAAGUACUUGAAGCAGCGGUACGACGAUGCUGAGAAGUCGGUCAAGUCCAGCUCAUCGAGUCGUGACCUCGACCCUAAGCUCGUCGAGCUGCGCGAAGUGGGACGCCAUCUUUCUGACAGGGGUGACUUCGAGACCGAUGGCACUGAUGCUUCAGGGUCACCAGAUGCACUAAGUCGAGAUGGCUACAAGAAGAUCGACACAACCCAAGUCCCCACCGGCGAACCCAUCGUUGAAAUGACAGGCGUGAACAUCAAGUACGGGGCCAACUCCGUGCUUGGAGAAUGGACACAAACCGUCAACGGUGAGGAGAAGGACGGCCUCCAUUGGGCCGUCCAUCGCGGCCAACGCUGGGGCAUCUUCGGCGCCAACGGCUCAGGAAAGACCACACUCAUCAGCCUCGUCACGUCCGACCACCCGCAAACCUACUCCGCCCCCGUCAAGCUCUUCCAGCGCUCGCGCCUCCCCGAGCCCGGCGUGCCCGGCAUCACGAUCUUCGAAAUUCAGUCUCGAAUGGGCCACGCCUCGCCCGAAGUCCACGCCCUGUUCCCCAAACAUCUCACUCUUCGCCGUGCCCUCGAGUCUGCAUGGAGCGAUACCCCCAUUACGCCGCCCCGCCUCGACGACGCUGCCACGCGCCGCGUUGAGGCGUGUCUGCGCUGGUUCGCACCGGAACUGCACCCCUCGCCCACCACCCCGGGAGAUCUCGAAUGGGCGUCCCACGCCCUGUUUGGUGAGCUCUCGUACUCGGCGCAGCGUGUACUCCUCUUCCUGCGCGCGACGAUCCGGUACCCCGAUAUCGUGAUCCUGGACGAAGCGUUCAGCGGCAUGGACGACCUCGCGCGCGACAAGUGCCUGCUGUUCCUGAGUCAAGGCGAGGCAAUGGCGCUGCAGUACACGGAUGCUGGGCGACGACCAAUUGCGACGGAGAAGGAGGUCGUGGUACCGGGGUUGCAAGAGCAUCAGGCGCUGCUGUGUAUUAGUCAUAGUAGACAGGAGGUGCCUGGGUGUAUCAGGGCUUGGGUGUGUUUACCUGAGCCGGGCACGGGACCGCCACGGUUCGGUAGGUUUGAUGGACCGGUUGAGAUGAGCAGGGAGAGGUGGAGUGAGAUCUGGGACUGGGCAUAGAUGUAUAGUAUACAGCCUAUGAGAAUGUGAGAGGAUGCAGCACGUGAGAUUGAGCAAUGAGGGAGU
Molecule: messenger RNA, 2091 nt
Organism: Boeremia exigua
Lineage: Eukaryota; Fungi; Ascomycota; Dothideomycetes; Pleosporales; Didymellaceae
Product: ABC transporter-like protein
Exons: 2
Coding region: 10-2025 (671 amino acids)
Cellular component (GO): mitochondrion
Molecular function (GO): ATP binding; ATP hydrolysis activity
Source: RefSeq, a predicted model, not a curated record